Molecule: messenger RNA, 2497 nt
Organism: Myotis myotis
Lineage: Eukaryota; Metazoa; Chordata; Mammalia; Chiroptera; Vespertilionidae
Gene: FASTK
Product: Fas activated serine/threonine kinase
Exons: 10
Coding region: 743-2395 (550 amino acids)
Biological process (GO): regulation of mitochondrial mRNA stability; mitochondrial RNA processing
Cellular component (GO): mitochondrial matrix; ribonucleoprotein granule
Molecular function (GO): RNA binding
Source: RefSeq, a predicted model, not a curated record
CUCUGCUGGCCGAGGACUGGGCGGCGAUUGGCGUCCCGGGGCUGCUGGGAAGAUGGCGGGCUCGGUGGCCGGUCGAUGAGGAGGCCGCGGGGGGAGCUCGGCUCCCGGGCCCCAAGACCGACCGAGGGAGCGACCUGCGCGGGGCCUGGGGAGUCAUGUAGGGGCGGCCCCUGCGGGGCGGGCCGCGGGAGGGCUGCGGGAGUUGGUGUUGGCCACCGUGACCAGGUCUCUGGGGGGUCCCCGGCCUGGGUGGGUGUGGGGGCCCCCGACACCGCCGACUCCGCGCCUCUGCAAACCUGUGCACUCGGGCUCCACGGGCGUCCUCCGCGGUGGGCGCGGCGCGCGCGGUUCACAGGCGAGAAGGCUUAGGCAGGAGACGCAGCCGCUGGCCCAAGGUCACGCCGCUGGUAAGUGGGAGCACCCAGCGUGGAACCCAGGACCGUCCGGCGGCGGAGCCCGCGUGCCACCUUCUGCGCCGCCGCCGCCUCCUGCGGGCGGGGGAGGUGGUCUGGAAGGCCGGUCGCCGGGGCCGGCUGGGCUCCAGGCUGGGCGCAACCACUAACCGGAUUCGUGACCCCGGGCUUGCCUUCCCCCCUCACCUCUCUGGGUCUGGGUUCUCCGCCUGUGCGAUCGAGGUGACGCCAGCCCUGCCUGCGCCCCGGGGGCGUGUGCGGAGGACCGAGAAGAUAAUGCAUGUGGAUUGCUCUGUAAACGUCCCUGCGCCGGGCACACAAGGAUUAGGAUGGCUGUUCCCGGAUGGAAGGAGGCGGAGGGGCGGGUGGGGAAGAGGACCAGGGCCGUCGCAGAGAAGGGGUCUCCGUCACCCAACUCCAUGCUUCGAGUCCUGCUUGCUGCCCAGGCCUCUGCCGCUCAGCUGUCUGGCCUGCUGCUGCUCCCGCCGAUACAGCCCUUCUGCCUGGGGCCCAGCAAGUGGGGGGACCGGCCUCCCGGAGGAGGCCCCCACGCAGGUCCCGCGCAGGGGCUGCAGCGGCUCCUGGAGCAGGCGAGGAGCCCUGGGGAGCUGGUGCGCUGGCUGGGCCAGAACCCCACCAAGGUGCGCGCCCACCACUACCCAGUGGCGCUGCGUCGUCUGGGCCAGCUCUUGGGGUCUCGGCCACGGCCCCCGCCCGUGGAGCAGACCUCACUGCAGGACUUGAGUCAGCUCAUCAUCCGAAACUGCCCCUCCUUUGAUAUUCACACCAUCCACGUGUGUCUGCACCUUGCAGUCUUACUUGGCUUCCCCUCAGAUGCGCCCCUGGUGUGUGCCCUGGAGCGGGAGCGAAGGUUCCGCCUCCCCCUGAAGCCUCCUCCCCCUCUGCAACCUGUCCUUCGCGGUGGGCAAAGGUUGGAAGCUGCUCUGAGCUGCCCCCACUUUCUGCGGCAUCCACAGCAGCACCUCAUCCGAAGCUUGGCAGAGGCCAGGCCAGAGGAACUGACUCCCCACGUGAUGGUGCGCCUGGCCCAGCACCUGGCCCGACACCGCUUGCGGGAGCCCCAGCUUCUGGAAGCCAUUGCUCAUUUCCUGGUGGUCCAGGAAGCCCAGCUCAGCAGCAAGGUGGUGCAGAAGCUGGUCCUGCCCUUUGGGCGGCUGAACUACUUUCCCCUGGAACAGCAGUUUAUGCCCUGCCUUGAAAGGAUCCUGGCUCGAGAAGCAGGGGCGGCCCCUCUGGCCACUGUCAACAUCUUGAUGUCACUGUGCCAGCUUCGGUGCCUGCCCUCCCGAGCCCUGCAGUUUGUCUUUUCCCCAGGUUUCAUCAGCCACAUCAGUGUCCCCUUGCCUGUAGGCACCCCUCAUGCCCCGAUUGUGCGGCGCUACCUCUCCCUACUGGACACGGCUGUGGAGCUGGAGCUCCCAGGAUACCAGGGUCCCCGCCUUCCCCGAAGACAGAAAGUGCCCAUCUUCCCCCAGCCACUCAUCACUGACCGUGCUCGCUGCAAGUACAGUCACAAGGAUAUAGUGGCCGAGGGGCUGCGCCAGUUGCUGGGGGAGGAGAAAUACCGCCAAGACCUGACUGUGCCUCCAGGUUAUUGCACAGACUUCCUGCUGUGUGUCAGCAGCUCUGGUGCUGUGCUUCCUGUGAGGACCCAGGACCCUUUCUUACCUUACCCUCCCAGGUCCUGUCCGCAGGGCCAGGCUGCCUCUCAGCCCACUACCCAAGACCCUGCCCAGAGGGUGGUGCUGAUGCUGCAGGAACGCUGGCAUUUCUGCCGGGACAGCAGGGUGCUGCUGGGCUCCCGGGCCCUGCGGGAACGGCACCUGGGCCUGUUAGGCUACCAGCUUCUGCCGCUACCCUUUGAGGAACUGGAGUCACAGAGAGGCCUGCACCAGCUCAAGAGCUACCUGAGACAGAAGCUGCAAGCCUUGGGCCUCCGCUGGGGUCCUGAAGGGGGGUGAGGGGAUGCACAUGGGGUUCACGAUGGCUCCCCUAUGGGGGGGUGGACAGUUUGCACUUUGGAUCCCUCUGUUUUUGUUCAUUAAAGUCCCUUCUUCAUUGCA